Paraphaeosphaeria sporulosa is the source of this 1885-nucleotide messenger RNA. Its product is annotated as folic acid synthesis protein-like protein. The transcript is spliced from 3 exons. Gene Ontology annotation, cellular component: mitochondrial envelope. NCBI's taxonomy places the organism in Eukaryota, Fungi, Ascomycota, Dothideomycetes, Pleosporales, Didymosphaeriaceae. Gene Ontology annotation, biological process: tetrahydrofolate biosynthetic process. Gene Ontology annotation, molecular function: dihydropteroate synthase activity; 2-amino-4-hydroxy-6-hydroxymethyldihydropteridine diphosphokinase activity. The record is from RefSeq and is a predicted model, not a curated record. The coding region runs from base 56 to 1681 and encodes 541 amino acids.
CGGGCUCCGACGCUGUCACGGGCAAUCUGUCGCACCGUCCGAUACCUUCAGCUCUAUGUCGUUCGUCUGUACGAGUAGACAUCGCUUCUCGUCACUGAGCUUUCUUAGCGUCUUCAGCGAAUGUGCAGCGGAGACCAGCGGAAGAAGAGUUUUCACCAAUGGACGCUGCAUUUUCACUGCAAGAGCACCGACUAGGAAGGCGAGUACUCAAGGCCGUGUAGCGACACCAUCGCCGAGUCCACGUCAGAAGUACGACAUCAGAUACUCCCGCUCCAAUUCGAGGCCUUUGAUCCACCAGUCGGCCAUGAUGAAGCACCGUGCUUUCGUUGCCUUGGGGAGCAACCUAGGCGAUCGCGUGGCCAUGAUCGAGCAAGCAUGCAACGAGAUGGACCAAACCGGGAAGAUCAAGGUUCUUCGAACAAGUAGUCUAUGGGAAACCAAGGCCAUGUAUGUUUUGGACCAAGACAAGUUCGUCAAUGGCGUGUGUGAGGUUGAAACAUCCUUAUCUCCAAUUGAGCUACUAGAUGAGCUGCAAGGGAUAGAAAACAAGAUGGGACGGGUAAAGGUCAUCGACAAAGGCCCGCGCAACAUCGAUCUGGACAUUGUUCUCUACGACAAUGAUACAUUUUUCAACGACAGGCUACAGAUACCUCAUAAACUCAUGCUCGAACGCGAGUUUGUUCUGAGGCCACUGUGCGAACUGGUGCCCAACUGCAGCCUUCCCCCACACGUCGACCUGCCCGCAGGUUCUUUCCAGUACCAACUGUCCCACCUGCCCAAGUCGCAUGAUCCUCUCUCUCCCCUUACGCCUUUAGCUCCAAACCUUGAGAAAAUUGCUUCACAGGACGCUCAACGGAAAACGCACGUCAUGUCGAUCCUCAAUGUCACACCAGACUCUUUCUCGGAUGGCGGCAAGCACUUCAACCUCUCUUCUUCGCAACUAGCCGACACUAUCCGCUCUCACAUAGCAAGCGGAGCCACAAUCCUUGAUCUAGGCGGCCAAUCUACCCGCCCCGGCGCACCGCAAGUCUCAUCCACCGAAGAGCUGGAACGCGUCUUACCAGCCAUCGAAGCCAUCAAGAGCAUCCCUGAGGCAGACAGAGUAGCCAUAAGCGUAGACACCUACCGUGCCGACGUCGCUGAAGCCGCCAUCAAGGCAGGCGCGCACAUCGUGAACGACGUUUCCGCUGGCUUGCUAGACGAAAACAUGCUGCCCACUGUCGCGAGACUGGGUGCCACGGUCUGCCUGAUGCACAUGCGGGGCACGCCCGAGACAAUGAACAGUCUGACCUCCUACCCCGACGGCGUCAUCGCGGGUGUAGCAGCCGAGCUCCUCGAGCGUCUAAGAGCAGCGGAGGAGGCGGGCAUACGGCGGUGGCGUAUCAUUCUCGAUCCGGGGAUUGGCUUUGCAAAGAACCAGGAGCAGAAUUUGGAGCUGCUUAGGGGGUUGGAAAAGCUCAGGAGAUGGCCCGGGCUACAAGGGUUUCCAUGGCUCAUUGGGGCUAGUAGGAAGGCGUUUGUGGGGAGGAUCACAGGCGUUACGGAAGCGAGGGAGAGAGUCUGGGGGACUGCUGCUGCGGUUACGGCUGCGGUGCAGGGUGGCGCGGACGUCGUGCGGGUGCAUGAUGUGAAGGAGAUGGCGCAAGUCGCUAGGAUGGCAGAUGCGAUAUGGCGGCAUUGAAGUCCCACAAGAAGAGGAAAGGGUUCAAAAGUUCAACAUCAAGAUGCAAUGCAAUACUAGUAUGGCCGAGACCAGGAGCAUGCUCUCUACGAGUUUUUCAGUUUUCCGUUCGCCACGACGCCCCUCCUCUUCCCUUCCUGCACAUGCGCCCAGACAUACACAAACGGAUACACCGUCUCUGGAAACAGCGUAAACAGAAUCACG